UUGUAAAUUCAAAUGUGUGUUCCUGGCUUUGAAGCCGCUCAGAAGGGUGGGGUUGCUCGAUUGCGCCUGCUCGGUGUGGACUGGAGUCUGGGGGUGUGUGCUGCCCUGAUAGUUUAAAUCCUACACAUGCGUACUGGAUUUCGGGGUUCAAGGGAAUAGGCUACGCCAUAUUGGAAACACUGUAUAGUUUAGCUAACAGUUUAUUGCUAGCGGGGGAAAAGGGCCACUAACUGAUUCCCGUUGGUUGUGGCGUUCGGCACGUCGUUAUUUUCCCUGUGGUUUCGCGUAGCUCCGUUCACAGACUCGUUCUCGCGGUCCGGACUCAAACUCAUCCGCUGAACGGAGGGGAAAGGCGUUCGUUUGUCUGACAGCGCUGCUAGAAAGACGAGUUGAAUGGAUCCGAGGGUCGCUUGGAUUCAGCCGGAACAGAAAGGUCCUGCAAAUGCUUUAUGGAUGCGUGUGUGGGAGACGUCUCAGGUGAACCGGACUAACACGGGUCAGCACCAGAACCACCAUCACCACAACAACCUCCGUGUCAACUCUCCGGCGUUUGACGUUUAUAAGACUGUCGCGUCCAACGCGAAUAACAGCACUAACAUUAAAAACAGCGGCUCUGCGGCUCACGCGUUGAAUGGAAACACGGGAGACGGCGAAAUGACCCAGAAGACCGGCUCGGCGGCGGAUCCGGCGUACAGUUGCUCUAAAAUAAGGACUACAAGCCCUAAUAUGAUUGCUGGGAAUAUGAACAAGGGGCAUGCGUUUUUUACUUGCAGCGAGAGCGUGUUGAAUAAUGUCAACCAUCAUCAUCAUCACCCUCCUCAUCCUCAUCUACGACAUUUCCAUCAAGAGCAGCAGCAGCAGAGUUGCAUGAAGCGCCACCCGUCCCACCCGGCAGCGGUUCACAGCCACCAUCACCAUCACCCGGGCCGGAGGAAAAGCGACAACAAGGCCAGCACCUACGGGAUAAACUACUUGCUCUCCAACUUGGCUAAUGGCAAUUAUGACAACUCCGGCACGCCGUGGAAGACGAGGAAAUAUAACCCAGGGGUUGACGGUUUGCAUGAAGAAAUCAUGGACUUCUACAAUUUCAUGUCUCCUCGUCCUGAGGAGACCACCAUGAGACAAGAGGUGGUGGACAGGAUAGAGUCAGUCAUCAAGGAGUUGUGGCCGACCGCCGAAGUCCAGAUUUUUGGCAGCUUUAGCACUGGACUCUUUCUCCCAACCAGUGACAUUGACCUGGUGGUGUUUGGGAAAUGGGAGAAACCUCCCCUGCAGCAGCUGGAGCAGGCGCUCAGAAAACACAAUGUGGCAGAACCAUUUUCUAUCAAAGUUCUGGACAAAGCUACGGUACCAAUCAUCAAACUGACCGAUCAGGAGACCGAGGUGAAAGUGGACAUAAGUUUUAACGUGGAGACGGGCAUCAAAGCUGCUAGCUUCAUCAAAGAAUAUGUGAAGAAGUAUACCGUGCUGCCUUAUUUAAUCUUAGUGCUGAAGCAGUUCCUGCUGCAGCGAGACCUCAACGAAGUCUUCACGGGAGGAAUCAGCUCCUACAGUCUCAUCCUGAUGGUCAUCAGCUUCUUACAGUUGCACCCAAGGAUUGAUGCUAGGAAUCCCAACAUGAACCUUGGCAUUCUGCUCAUUGAGUUCUUCGAGCUGUAUGGAAGACACUUCAACUACCUGAAGACGGGCAUCAGGAUAAAGAACGGCGGAGCUUACAUGGCUAAAGAGGACAUCAUGAAGGCCAUGAGUAAUGGCUACAGGCCCUCCAUGCUCUGUAUCGAGGACCCUCUUCUUCCAGGUAAUGACGUGGGCAAAAGUUCGUAUGGUGCCAUGCAGGUGAAGGAGGCUUUUGACUAUGCGUAUAUAAUACUGGGUCACGCCGUAUCACCUCUCGCCCGUUCUUACCCCAAUAAAGACAGUGACAGCACUUUGGGCCGCAUAAUUAAAGUCACCCAGGAAGUCCUCAACUACAGGGAGUGGAUCAUAAAGAAGUGGGGUUGCAGACACAACGCCCGCAUUGAGAGGAACAAGGGUCCAUCUCAUAAGGACUCAGUGGAGCAGGUGGAGACAGGCACACUGCUGGGUGUAGGUGUGGAGGACCAGCAGCAGAGGGACUCUGUGUCCCCUCACAGCGCAGACUCCCCCAUGUCCCUCUCCAGCCCUCAACAGCACUCCUCCGCCUCUUCUGCGUCCUCGCUGUCAGGCAGUGAUAUCGACUCUGACUCCACACCGUAUGUCGCUCCACCUGUAGCCCCCUUCCCUCCCCAGAUCCUGGCAACAGGUCCCCUGCCAGCAGCGCUUCAGAUGCACACGGGCAAAGCCAGCAUCACGGCAGCACUCACCAUGCCUCUGGCUGCCCAGGCGAGAGUGUCAAUCCCCGGCAAUCUUUCUGUCCACGCUCUACCUGGCAGACAGGUGUGUAUGGCAGAUGGACCACCCCCAUACUUCCACAUGCCCCCCCCAGCUCCCCACAGCCCUCUACCCAGUCCCCACCAUCAUCCCAAGACAGGUCCCAAGUUCCCGUGGAAGGGCUUCCACAACCCCGCCGUGGUGCACAGUCCCGUCCUUUCCAGCCGAGGCCACAUGCAGUACAACCGCAACACCUGGCGCCGCAGGAAGAGAGACAGUCUGCCGGCCAGCGUCAGCAGAUAAAGACAAUGCGCCUGCCCUCCAGAAGCUCCCUCUCCACUCCUCGCUUCCUCUUCCACCCCUCCGGUCCCGUCUUAAAACGAUGAGAACUCAUUGAGCCCUCCUGCUGAUGGUGUGAGCACAGAGAGACCAGCGUUUGCAACCCAGCUCCUCGUUCGGUAGUUGUGGUGAUGGUGGUGCUAAGUAGUUCAGUCUGCCACUGAAUCUCUGCAUGUAUAUGUUGACUCGUUUUGGGGUUUUUGACCUGUGCAUUCUUCUUGAGGAAGCUUCGAGAACAGGAACGGUUUGUUUUUGUUUUUGUUUUUUGAUCGUCUAAUCCACAACUUCCUGGUUGACAGGUGAAACGUUCCUUUUUUUUGUGUAUGUUUGUGUGUGUUUCAUGCUCCGUUGUUUACAUGUCUUCAUAUUUUCAGUCUAAACGUGACACGCUUCACAUGUGGGACGACCUGGAUUCAGUGGAUUUCAAGUGUGUGUGUGUUUGUUUGUUUGUUGUAUGUGUAACGCUGGCUUCGAAUCCUGCACUCGAGAUGCUUCCAGAUCCACCACCGUAUUGACUGUACACAUCACAACCUUUACUUUUUUUGUGCAAUAACUUUCUGUAUUUUCGUUCACUCUGGAAACGCUUAAUUUUUUUGGUUUUGUUUAUUUUUAUUUUAUUUUAUUUUUUUAUUUUUUGCUGUUUCCAGCAUUCUGUUUUUGUAAAAACGUUUUUAUUUUUUGUAAUGUUUUUAAUUUUGUUCACCGUUUACAGAUCCUGUCAGACAGGCUCCUUAAGGGGAAAAGUCCGUUUUAAAACUGUUUUUGAGAGUUUAUAUUCCCUCUUCCCCUUUUCUCUGCAUAAAUUGCACCUGGAGGAGCGUGAGUUAAAGCGGCCAAGUGUAGAUCUCGCAGAACGACUUGCCUGCAGUUGACGCCAUUUCCCACUUUGUGUUGAGCUUCAGAGUCUCGUCUGUUGCUUUUAUUCGUCUCGUUCGUCUUUACGGUUGUAGUUGUGUGGCAUUGAGGCUUUAGGACUUGGAUUUAACCGAUGGAUAGACGACCGAUAGACAUGGAAAAAUUCUCAAGCCCUUAGUCUGUACGCGCUUUCAUUUAUAUCUAUGUGUGUGUGUGUGUGUGUGUGUGUGUGUCCUUUUUAAAUCGCUCUAGGUAAGUGUGAGACGUGAAUUAUUUUAGGGAAGCUCUAAUGAACGUGCGAGCAGACUCCAGAUCAGUGCAGCUUUAUGCAAGGUGCCCUAAUCGGACCUUUUCGAGUUCUGAACGGGCAUCUGAAUCAGACUAGCGGAGAAAGGGAAUUUAUUUUGAUUCCUUUCUGGAAUCUUGACGUGCAUUUAUUGCCAGGUACUUGCGCUAAUAUAUGCCUUUUUGGUAAUUACCUAUUCCUGUACUGUAUUGUAUUGUUUUUUUUGUUUUUUUUUUGGUUCUGUUUGUAUAUGGCACACUAAAACUGUAUUGCCGUUGCUGAACAUCACAGGCAUACAGGUUAUUGUUACUAUGCAAGUGGAGUUUUGAAAACCUCUCUUCCUGUGUCCCUCACGACGGCCGUUUGCUUGUAAAUCUUGUCACAGUGACCGUUGACAGAGCCAGGCCUGAGAGCGACGCAUCAAGGUACACGUGAACAGUUCCUGUAUGCAAGUUCAGUCUGUUUCGAUGGAGGAAAAACAGCCGGACGUCUUGUCUGGAGUUUUUGCGGAGCAGAUAUUUCCUCCUGGAGAUCAACCGGACUAUUUUACUGCUGUUACAACCAUGACUUGCGGUCUGAAUUGAAUGACUUUGAUUGCCACAAACUUACGUGACGUGUUUUACGAAGUCAUAUCUGAUACGGAGACUACGGAUUGUCCUUGUAACUCUUGACUCGCCUGCCUAUCAAUGCAAUGGGGCAAAUGUAACACUAAUAGCAGUUUCUGCUUUAGAUCGAACCAGCAUAUUUCGCAAAAUGGGUCAGACAUUGAGGCAACACUCCCCUUCUUCGGUUCACACAAGGACCUACUUUAUCGGUGAUGUGUCUGAAUGAAAAUAGCUCUGUUUUUCCCCGAGUGAAUCUGUGAAGAUGUGUUGGAAAGGUGGAAGUGUUUCACUCUGUAAUGGUUUGACAUUUGUGGUGAUGUACUUGCUUGAUAAAGUGUGACACUCAUUGAAUUUCAAUGAUGGAUUUUAAAUGUAACCCUUUUUUGCUGACGUCUGUUGUCACAGUGGCCAAAAGCACUCCUUGUCAAUCCUUAACUCAAAGCCCGCGAUGUGGCCUGCUCAGCAUCCAAGAGGUCAGACGGAGGAAUUGUUUUUGUUUUCCUUCAAUAUUUUUAUGUAAUUUUUUUUCUAUUUUAUUUUUUAAAUAAACAUCUUAAAACCA
Cyprinus carpio (common carp) is the source of this 4996-nucleotide messenger RNA. RefSeq names its product terminal nucleotidyltransferase 4A-like. Gene Ontology annotation, cellular component: TRAMP complex; nucleolus. Gene Ontology annotation, biological process: RNA 3'-end processing. The transcript is spliced from 14 exons. Bases 394 to 2652 code for a protein of 752 amino acids. The record is from RefSeq and is a predicted model, not a curated record. Gene Ontology annotation, molecular function: poly(A) RNA polymerase activity; mRNA binding. NCBI's taxonomy places the organism in Eukaryota, Metazoa, Chordata, Actinopteri, Cypriniformes, Cyprinidae.